Messenger RNA from Danaus plexippus (monarch butterfly), 1879 nucleotides. Its product is annotated as piggyBac transposable element-derived protein 1-like. The transcript has 2 exons. Lineage: Eukaryota; Metazoa; Arthropoda; Insecta; Lepidoptera; Nymphalidae. Bases 156 to 1259 code for a protein of 367 amino acids. The record is from RefSeq and is a predicted model, not a curated record.
UACAUUAGACUGUACAUACAUUUCAAAAAAAAUUUACUGGUUAAAUAAUAAUACUUUUUUGUUUUGUUUUUAUUAAAAAUAUUACUAAAUAAUUUAGAAUUAGUAGAAAAAUAUUUUCGUUGUUGCAACACUGAACAACACAUGUCAAAUUCAAAAUGGCUUCGAAACAACAAAGUGUUGGCGGGACCCGGAACUUACAACUAACUCGCGCCCAUAAGAUCUUGGCUUUGGUACCCGCUCAAAACGCAUGCUCUGACGAUAGUUCCACAUCUGAUGAGGAAGCAAAUGCUUAUAUACCGCCUUCACCAGAUACCUCUGAUCCACCUUCAAUAGCAUCAUCACUAAAUUAUCAAUGGUUAAAAGCAGUAUUUCGUCACAAUGUAUCUCUUGAAGAAAACUUAUACAAUCUCCAUCAAACACAAAUAGAGACAGUACUGGAUUAUUUUUAUUUCUUUUUUUCUCCUGACUUAAUUACUGACAUUGUUUAUAAUACAAAUUUAUAUGCAGUUGAACAACUAGGUCGAUCUAUUCAGCUGACAGAAGAUGAGAUUAAAAGCUUCCUGGCCAUUCAAAUCAUGAUGGGUAUAGUACAGAUGCCAGCUUAUACUGACUAUUGGGCAAGAAAAACAAGAUACCCUCUCAUUGCUGAUCUUAUGCCUCUCAAAAAGUAUCAACAAAUACGUCGAUAUAUUCAUUUUGUUGAUAAUACUUUGCAAGAUUCAGACCGUUAUUUCAAGAUUCGCCCCCUAAUGGAGAAAAUACGCAAAAAUUUUCUGAAAAUUGAAGAAGAAGGAAAAUAUUCCAUUGACGAGAUGAUGAUACCUUAUAAAGGUCGUAAAGCAGGUAAACGAAAGCAGUACAUAAAAAUGAAACCUAAGAAAUGGGGGUUUAAGAAUUUUGUCCGUGCGGGUGUUUCGGGUAUCAUCUACGAUUUUAUUCUGUAUGUUGGCGACGAUACCUUUCGUGGACUGACUUUUUCAGAGAAAGAAGCUACAAUUGGUUUAGGAGGUAUGGUAGUGCUUGCAUUGUGUCAAACUAUAAAGAAAAAGCCGGCCAUUGUGUAUGCUGAUAACUUUUUUAUGUCGCCUGAACUAACAUAUAUUCUGCGGGAAGAAUACGGGAUCCUUAGUCUAGGAACAAUAAGGACUAAUCGUCUCAGAGGCUGUCAAGAGUUAUUGCCAACUGACAAACAAUUAAAAAGAAGAAACGCGGUUCUAGCGCCCAGGUGGUUUGCAAUAAGAAUAAGUUGGCAGUCGUAAAGUGGAACGACAAUAAAGUGGUUACACUUAUUAGCACCUACAUAGACUCGUACCCCUUAGAAACAAUCAAACGAUACGAUAAGGAUGAGAAAAAGAAAGUAGAUGUAGAAUGUCCUCAAGUGGUCAAACAUUACAACAAACAUAUGGGAGGGGUCGAUUUAGCAGAUAUGUUGAUAUCGUUAUAUAGAACUCCCUUCAAAAGUCACCGUUGGUACUUGGGAAUAUUUUCACAACUUGUUGAUAUGUGUAUAAAUAACGCUUGGCUCCUACAUAGAAGAGAUGGGAAGAAGACUUCAUUGAAAGAUUUCAGAUUUGAAUUGUUUGAUGGGUUGUCUAAGUCUAAUAGAAUAGGAACAAACCAAAACGUUACAGACGAUAUAGGCGAGAAUCUGAAAAUCCAUAAACCAGUCUCAGUCCGACCAACUGAUAGCGUCAGAUUUGAUAACACAGGUCAUCUUCCAGAAGCAGGUAAUGAAACAAUGCGUUGCAAAUAUUGUAAGAGUGGAAGAACAUCUGUCUACUGUAUAAAAUGUAACGUACAUUUGUGUUUUGUUGUGGGAAAAAUAAAACGUAAUUGCUUUCGUAAUUUUCACCUAAAAUAAUAAAGAAUAAUUUAAAUA